CUAGCGAGCGCUGAUCCCGGAAAGUGAGAGCGGAUCACGUGACCGCGAUAUCGAGGCUCUUCAUUGUGGGGGGAAAAAGCGAGGCAUAUCGCGAUAUUGGGGUCCGGGCUGACAGGAUCGGCGCCCGGGAAACGUCGGCGGCAGGAGAUGGAGAAACAAAACGAGACGUUCGGCAGCCGGCAAGACGAUGAAAGACCGAGCGACGGAAUUACCCGAGGAGAGGAGAGUGGCAGCGAGGGGCCGGCCCAGGGCCGCAACCUGAGGAAGCGCAGGCAGUAUUUCUGUUCGGAGUGUGAGGAGUGCUUCACGGGCAGCCGGGAACUAGAAAGCCACCGCCGAGUCCACAGCGGGGAGAGGUCUCACGAGCGAGACAUCCGCAGAGACAGCUUCACUUCCACAUCCAAGCUGAGUAAUCACUCAAGCGAGCCCUCAGCGUCCGAGACCCCCCCCACGGACCCCGUCGCAGACAGUCCGUGGCCGGACGAUAAGCCGCAUCAGUGCAAAUACUGCGACAAGUGCUUCCGAGACAAGUCAAUCCUGGAGAUCCACGAGCGCGUGCACACGGGAAAGCUGGCGUUCCCAUGCACCAUGUGCGAGGAGAGCUUCUCCAAGCCGUCGGUGCUCGUCGAGCACAUCAUCGCGCAUGGCGACAAGCCUUUCCACUGUAACCAGUGCAGCAAGAAAUUCAACGACCACUCGCUGCUCGUCGUGCACCAGCGCACGCACGAAGACGAAGUGCCGCAAAAGUGCGAGCGCUGCAACAAGUGGUUUCCCGACCAGAGGAGCCUGGAUGCCCACGGAGACUGCCAGCUGCAGCCCAAGCCGUACAAGUGCAGGCACUGCGUGAAACGCUUCAACAGCCAGUCUCUGCUGAUCAUACAUGAAGGCGUGCACACGGACUCCAAGCCCUUCCAGUGCACGGAGUGCAGCGAGGGCUUCUACCUGAAGAAACAGCUCGACUCCCACCAGGUCAUACAUGCCCCCAAGAAGCCCUUCCCGUGCAGCCGGUGCGACAAGAGCUUCAACAAGGAGGAGACGCUGCACAUCCACAUGCACGUCCACAACGCCAAGUGACAAGCGCUGGGGUGUUGCGCGGGCUGCUCGGGUGUUGCGCUGCGCGAUGCGGCGGAGGACGACGUGGAUUCACCGCGUCUGGUAACUUGCACGCUUUCGGCAGGUACAGCGCUGAGUACUGGGGUCCGUCAGCGUGAAACCUGCCGUACACUUGUGUUGAGGGUCUCUAUGUGAGGCAUGCUGGGUGCAAUGAGUUACCUUGGAGGUGACAGGAAAUGUGGCCCCUCGUUCCCCUUUAUUUGGCCCCAAAAUAUAUUUAUUUCACCGGAGAUAUUUCAGGGUCUGUCCAGCAGGGGGCCAUCGCCUCACACAGCGUUAAUUAUCGGUUCCAUGCGUGAAGAAGCCGCUUGGCUCGGGGAGCCUUAUGAUUCCUGCCACCUGAACCGAGAAUAAAGGUUCGUUUUGGUUCAGUUU
Spea bombifrons (plains spadefoot toad) is the source of this 1488-nucleotide messenger RNA. Its product is annotated as gastrula zinc finger protein xLCGF3.1-like. NCBI's taxonomy places the organism in Eukaryota, Metazoa, Chordata, Amphibia, Anura, Pelobatidae. Gene Ontology annotation, biological process: regulation of transcription by RNA polymerase II. Gene Ontology annotation, cellular component: nucleus. The transcript has 2 exons. The coding region runs from base 148 to 1074 and encodes 308 amino acids. The record is from RefSeq and is a predicted model, not a curated record. Gene Ontology annotation, molecular function: RNA polymerase II transcription regulatory region sequence-specific DNA binding; DNA-binding transcription factor activity, RNA polymerase II-specific.